GCUUAUAUUGGGUGCACAUGUAAAAAAAAUCAAGCUAGGAUUUACUUUCGGGGUAGGUUGUAUUUUCGGAGAAACAGUUGGAGCCAAGACGAGAAAAAGAGCGAGCUCGAUCAGCGAGCCUAUUUGCCCUGACUCUCUUCUCUUCCUUUUUUUUUUUUUUUUCCACCCUCCUCCGCAGGCAAGACAAGCUGAAGGUCCACAUGAGAAAACACACCGGGGAGAAGCCCUACUUGUGCCAGCAAUGCGGGGCUGCCUUCGCCCACAACUACGACCUGAAAAAUCACAUGCGCGUCCACACGGGCCUCCGCCCGUACCAGUGCGAGAGCUGCUUCAAGACUUUUGUCCGAUCCGACCAUUUGCAUCGGCACCUUAAGAAAGAUGGCUGCAACGGCAUCCCUUCCCGCCGGGGGCGCAAGCCCCGGGUGAGAGAAGCGGCCGUCGCCCCGCUCCCGAGUUCGAAUCCUGACGACAGCAGCCUGGCCGGGGGCGAGGAGGCCGAGGAGACGCAGGGGCCCGCCGCGCCCCAGGACGAGUUAGAACAGCACUUUGAAGAUAAUUCGAACGCCCACGCGGCGUCAGGAAGUUUGAAUGUAGCUGGGGGGAUUGUCUGAGGGAUAUUAAAAAAAAAAAAAACACACAAGGACUUUCCUAAACCAAAAAGAAAAGAAAAAAGAAAAAAAAUAGUGUCACAAAAUCUAGUUAUAACUUUCCUCCGGUUCCUCUUGAGAGAAAAAAAUAUAUAUAAAUAUGGUUUCUUCACUUUUUUUUUUUUUUUUGGAGAAAAAUGAAAGAAAAACUAAAGUCAGAAAUAGCCUUAUAGGUGUAUAAUGUAUCUCUGUUUGUAAUCUUCCCACUCAGUUAUGAACUCUCGUUAGCCAUGGAUGAAUUUUUUAAAAACCUGGUCCCUGCCUUGAAAAGGAGACCACCCAGUGAUCAAGGUUUUGAGCUGGGGGUCAAGGGGGGGUGUUAAGGGGGUGUAGAGAGAGUAGAGGUCUACAAAACGUGGAAACGAAGCUUCCAGAACUUGUCUUAGUUUUUAAGUUUUAAAACUGAAUAUAUAUAUAUACAUACAUAUAUAUAAUAAUGGCCUUAUUUUUAGGUAUUUUAGGAGCCGCUGUUCCAAAGGGACACAAUGAAAGUAGUCAAUGAAUUGGCUGACUUAAAAAAAGGAAGAUUUAUUAGGGAAAAAAUAUAUCUCCAUUUCUUCCCAAUCACCCCCCUCCCCACUUCCCUUCCUUCCCUAUUCUAAAAUUCUCAUUUUUUUCCUACAAAGGUGCUUCAAGAGUUUUCAUCUGAAGUCAAAUCAUAGUUCUUAAGGCUGUCGGCAGAGAAUUUCGGGCCCAUUUUUGAAAGUUUGGUGAAGGGCACCAAACACCUAAAUUCUUUUCUUGAAGCUUUCGAUGUUUCGUAGAAAAAGGGGGAAAUCAACAUUUAUUGGGCACAACUCUCAAAUGUUAGGUUCUGGGACAGGAUGUUGGCCUGUUGAGCAGGUUGGUAUCCUGAGUUUCUUACAAUCCGGAGUCCCGCGUAGUGUUAGGUGAGCCAAAGGAGUUACAAGGGCUAGUAGCCUUUUGGAUGAUUUGUGAUCAAACGAAUCACACUGCGCUCAACAGUUGUAAGAAGCCAUGAUUUCCAAGAUUGAUGCUAAGACGGUUUGCGUGCAAACAAUCUUGGCUUACUAAUUCCAGAUAGUUUCCUUCUGGGACAAUUUGCAUCCGUUUCAAGUUUGAAUCUCUUUUCCUGAUCACCCUCACCCCCCAAACUAGUUAAGUUUGAGAUCUUUGGUGCUUUGCUCAACGCUUCAGAAGCAAGGAUUUUUAAAUUGUUCAUUAAAAUCUCGUUUUUCAUUCCCCUCCUCCCGGGGGGUGACCAAACAAAGCCAGGUUUAACCGGUACUGAAAGUUGCAGUACAAAGUUUCUUUUUCCCCGUCCUCAAAGAGCACCAUUUUUGUCCCGCGCCGAGAUCUGCCGAAGAGAUCUCGUAAUUUGGCUCGAUUGCAGGAGCCACGCGUCGAGCUCGUCCGAUAUCCCUCCCUGUAAUGAUGCACACUCCCUCGGGCUGGUACAAAUAUUCCAAUCUUGUCAUAUGUUGGAAAGUGGUCCUUGAAUCAGUCAGCAUCCCAGACCUUGGGGGAAGCCAAUUUGAGACACUCCCAACUUCAGAGAUCCCACCAAAUUGUCCGGACGUCCCUAUCUCUCUGGGUGGUGAUUAUAGUUUCGUGUAGGCAGGCCCGUCUUGCCUUUAAGGCCGUGGAUUGCAAAAUCUUGUGGGUUUGACACAGAAUUAGACAGUGGAGAACACUUCAGGUGGAGAAAGGCCUGGGCUGCCCCGCAAAGCUGUCGCACGGUUGCCAGGGGGUCUUGAUUUUUCUAGGCCAGGCCGAAAGAUGGGCUUUUGUACUUCCAAUUUUCCCCUUCAUUUUUCUCUGCGUUCAGCUUUUUCUAAAAGACCUUCUCUCUCUACCCCAUUUCACACCAAACGAGCCAAAUGGGGAAAUAUUUGCCCAGUUGAUGGCUUUGUAGGAAAAACGAUGUGUUCCUGCCAUAAAUUAAACCCUAGAUAAUUCAGAGAAGGAAAAGUAGGUUACUCUCCCCACCUCUACCCCUUCUCCCCCAAUUAUGUCUCUUCCUUUUUUUUGUACGCUCCCUCGUUCUGAGAGCCUUAGAUAGCCAGAUUCGCACUCAAGGGUGUCCAUUUUGGAUUGCGGUAAGGUUUGGGGUCCAAAGUUGAUUUUGGGGUGAUUUACCAAAUCUCUUCCUAUUAUCCGCUCAUGUUGGUAGAAGCAGUUGUGUAGAUAAAAGCCGUAGCUAUAUCAAAAAAAAAAAUUAUUAAAGACACAGCUCCCUUUAAGCUAAAAAAAUAAAUAAACUAAGGGCACCUUUUAGCCAUUUCCAAGUUUUUUAAAAUGCACAGUUUAAUAUAUAUAUAU
This is a messenger RNA of Pseudonaja textilis, 2930 nucleotides long. Lineage: Eukaryota; Metazoa; Chordata; Lepidosauria; Squamata; Elapidae. The record is from RefSeq and is a predicted model, not a curated record.